This is a messenger RNA of Linepithema humile (Argentine ant), 2756 nucleotides long. RefSeq names its product will decrease acetylation (gene wda). Gene Ontology annotation, molecular function: RNA polymerase II general transcription initiation factor activity; protein binding. The record is from RefSeq and is a predicted model, not a curated record. NCBI's taxonomy places the organism in Eukaryota, Metazoa, Arthropoda, Insecta, Hymenoptera, Formicidae.
CGUAGAAUGAAUGAUUUACAUUUAUGACUUUGUGCUCAAGCAUUUCUUAAAUCGACAAUUACAAGGAGCAUUAAAGAGAAUCUCAAAGGCUCCACGAGAGAUGACACUACAAUAAUUAAAGCGACGCUGCACUUUUUUUCGCGUGCAAAGUUUGUAUAUGUACCCCGUGGUUCGUAGUCGCGACUGUCACGCAUUUUCUGUUUGUGAGCCCGGGUGCAAGACGCCGUCGGGGUCGUCGUCGCCGGGCCUCGAUGAAGAUGAAGCGAAUGAAAAACGAGGUGAUCAGUGCGACUGUCGACUCUUAUUUAAAGCGACGUCACUAUCAGGCAAACGACUUCUUUAAGGCCGAACAGUUCUUUUGUCAGAGCAGCGAUCAAAUGACACUGAACGCAACCGCCGAAUGCGGUACUUCGCGGGAUAAUUCUGUCGUUUUUAGUGCCAUCACCAUUGAUAUUAGCGCAGCGGAACAGGCUUAUCAACGAUUAAAGAAAUGGAUAAAUACCAUACUCAAUGAAAAGCUAAAACUGGAAUUGCGAGGACUUUUGUAUCCGAUGUUUUGUCAUCUUUACUUGGAGAUGUUACAUGCUGGUAACCGACAGGCUGCAAUUCAGUUCUUAAAGGCGCAUCAGAAUGAAUUUGUCAACGAAACAGAGAAAGAUUUCUUAGAAGAAUUGUCUAGCGUAUUUUCUGUACAAGAUAUUGAAUUGAGACCUUUGGUAAACGCGUUCAGAACUAGAAAGUAUAAAGUAGAUCUAUCUGAUUCAGCUCACAUUUGCUUGCAGCAAUAUUUUAUUAAAUAUGGAUAUAUAACAUUAAUACAGAUUAUAAAUACGCAUAUCACAAUAAUCAGAAAGGCAGACAAUCCCCAAGUGGAUGGAGAAGUGCAUGAAGAGAAAGGUCAAAGAUACGAAGCAGGUAUUAAUGGCCAUAUGGAGCAGCCGUCCGGUACAGGCGUAGAUCGUGAAAUGAGAGAAUUGCAGGAAUCUAUACGAUUAAUGAAUCACGCUCAUCAGCCGUUAAGAAUAUUUACCAUAAAAAAUGCUAUAGAAAACGCAAGUUGCGGUCUUAUUGCUCCUAAAAUGGAUAAAUUAGCUGUGGGAUUUAGCACAGCCGAGAUACGCUUGUGGGGUAUAGGUGAAACAGUCUUAAUUAAAUCAAAAGCUAAACAAACAUAUGUUCCAUUUGCCUGUGAUGUGUCUCCAUUUUCUAAAUACAAUGAGCAAGAAAACGCAGUAAGAAGCGAAGCAGGAGCGAUAAUACUAAGAGGACACACAGAUGUAGUGCACGAUUUAAGGUUUAUUCCAGAAGCAGAUGUUCUUCUUUCUGUAUCAAGCGACAAGGAUAUGAGAGCAUGGAGGCUCAAUGAUUAUUCAUGUGCAGCGGUAUACAGUGGUCAUAAUUAUCCAGUAUGGUGCAUGGAUACCAGUGUGUUCAAUUUAUACACCGCUACAGGUUCACACGAUAGAACUGCCAAAUUGUGGUCAUUGGAUAGGACAUUUCCUCUACGAAUAUUUGCUGGACAUUUUUUAGACGUCAAUUGCAUAAAAUUUCAUCCGAGCGCCCGAUAUUUAGCAACUGGCUCCGCCGACAAGACUAUAAGAUUGUGGGCCAAAGAUGACGGGACUCUGGUACGAGUGUAUGUAGGAGCGCAAUCGACCAUUUACACUUUAGCUUUUAGUCCGGAUGGAAAAUAUUUGGCUGCAGGAGGUGAUGAUAAGUCCAUAUCCAUAUGGGAUUUAUCAUCUAAUGCAUUGUUGACUGAAUUGAAGGGCCAUAAAGAUACAAUCAUGAAUGUAGACUGGAGUUUAGACGGUCAGUACAUCGCCAGUGCAAGCAUAGAUGGGAUUGUACGACUGUGGCCUACUCAAGAUUUUGUCAACACUUUGAAUGGAGGUUCGUCAAGUGCAAUCUCUCAGUUGGAGGCACAAAUAUAUUCAACAUGUUGCUCAAGCAUUCUCUCGCUGAAUUAUUAUAAGAAAAACAAUUCGUUGAUUUGUAUUGGCACAGCGUAAGAUUUUUAUUAUUUAUUACUACGUUAUUCGGGUAAAAACGUACUUCUAAAAUUAGAUUCUUUUAUUUUUAAUUUUCGGUAAAUUUGCUUGUUUUUUAUUAAAUUCAUUUUAUACGUUGUGCGUUCUAGUUAAGAAUUGUUUCUUAUUUAUACCAUCCAGCAUAAUAAUGUUUUUGUACAUUAUUGUAUAUACGAAGCGCAUUACCAUCUCAGUAUAUCACAUAUAACAAUUUAUGUUACCUACUAUAACUUAUCGAUUGUGUCUAAUUUUAUUUUUGUAUUAUUAAUUUUUUAACACUUUGACCGCAAGACUUAUUUUUAUUGUAUGUCUCAUAUGUAUUGUUUAGCCAAACGAACAUAAUGAAGUAUUUCUCUCCUUUCAGAUUAAUAAUUUUUUUAUUUUUAUUGUCAAUCGUGUAUUUCAUCUUAAAUCGAAUCUUAUGUUUAUUGUAUGUUACGCAAAGCCAAAUAUUUCUCGCAAAUUCUACAAGUUGUAAUUUUCGGCUUUUACAUAUGAGAAAAAAAUUAUAUAUGUGUAGAGAGUACAAAUUUCAUUUUCAGCCAUUGUUUAGUGUAGAAAAUUGGAGUCACUUCCGUUUCGUAUUUUUAAUCUCAGCUAUGCUCCUGCCUACCUGGUGAUAAAUGUAAAUUAUUUGUAACGAAGAAUAUAAUUUAAUGAUAUUUCAAUAAGAAAUUAUCAGACAUUGUUAUAUGUCUAACUGUGCGUGUAAGUUUCCUGUGGGAA